Messenger RNA from Paramacrobiotus metropolitanus, 429 nucleotides. RefSeq lists its product as uncharacterized. The coding region runs from base 1 to 429 and encodes 142 amino acids. The record is from RefSeq and is a predicted model, not a curated record. The transcript is spliced from 4 exons. Lineage: Eukaryota; Metazoa; Tardigrada; Eutardigrada; Parachela; Macrobiotidae.
AUGAGCACAGUUUUUGAUUGUAACUGUCUGAACCGAUUAGGUUUGGAGUGUUAUGUAUGCGAGAACCAAGAAGACAAUUACGAGAAAUGCAUAUCCACGGUCCAGCUGUGCGACCCAGAAAUCCAUGAUGUUUGCAGCACAAAUGUUCGCUGGGGAGUGACAUUUUACUGGAUGCCAGCCGGCAAGAGAAUUCACUAUCUGAGCAAAGCUUGCGAUAAUAUGAAGAACUGCAUGCAACGGAAGAGGGCACUGGAAGAACGAUGCUAUCGGGAUUGGUGGGCAGACUGGAUCUGCGAAGACUGCUGCACUGGCGAUCGAUGCAAUUACUACGUCGUGCUCAGUGCCGAUCGUACCAGGAAUAACCGGCGCAUGAUUAUUGCAACCACCAUUGUCACUGCUGUUGUCCGCCAAAUCUUUUCCAGAUUGUGA